Tuber aestivum (summer truffle) is the source of this 705-nucleotide messenger RNA. The record is from the annotation of a GenBank genome assembly. Lineage: Eukaryota; Fungi; Ascomycota; Pezizomycetes; Pezizales; Tuberaceae.
AUUGUGGUGGUGGUGGCCUCCCUAUAUUAACCGGAUAGGUCCCGCUGCCGUGUCCCGCUUUCGAGGGUUUGUUGCUCUUUGCGGUAGGCGCGGCGGAGGAGCCUCCCGUCGGCGAUGGUCAUAGAGGUUGGAAUAACAGCUCCAGCAAGGCUCUCGCUUGGGAUGGCAUUUCUGGCGAGGCUGGCUGAAGCCAACAUUAAGUCUAGGUUAGGAACCUUGCUGCUAAACAACUUUGAAAUUGACUGACAAACCUAGGAUCCUGGACAUCAUUUUGGGGGGGAAAGGGAGGUGGAUUGGUGGUAUGGAGGUUUACGAGGAAUGUAUGAGAAGACGGGUCUUUACGUAGGUACCCUCCUCCAUACAUUUCUUUGCUACUACGAGUCCAUUGAUAAUAAAAACAACUAAGGGACCACGAGUGCUAAUGACAACGUAAUCUUUGUUUAGGCUCCUGCGAGAAAUGUACCCUCUGUACUUCUGAAUCCGCGUUGCUUGUUUCUGACAUAGGUGCUCAAGUUUGGGUAUCUGACGCAGCUCCUCUCAGAUUCUAACUACCUUCCCCUCGCCCUUAGGCUACUCAACCAACAGGACUUCAUUCAAACUGUAACCACCAAGAUGGACUACAAGGGUAUGUCCUUUCUCAACUUCCACAAAUCUCCACUCCUCCUACUCCAAGCCAAAGUCCAAGCGGCCAAGCAACCCGAAUAA